GCAACCUAUUCUUCUUCCUUUCGAAGAAUUUCUUCCGGGCUGGUCUUACUGAUUUGUUUUGAUUUACAUAGUAAAGUGUAAGAUCUGUCAUGGGGAAUGCUUUAACUCAGAAACAGUCAACAGUCAGCGUUGAUGAGAGUGCCUCUGGAGAAGAACUUUCUGGGGCAUCUUCAAUGACGUGCUCAACAUCAAUUCUGAAACUUUUUGAGAAACUAGAGCUCACAGCCGAUGAAGGAAAUACACAUCCAGGAGAGCUCUCUCGUAAAACUUUUGAGAAUGCAUUUCAUGGCCCUCUUCACAAGUUUGGAAAACUGAUGUUUAGACAAAUGACCAACAGCCAUGUAGAACGGGACAGAAUCACACGAGAAGAGUUUGUUACAGCAGGAACAGAAAUAGUGAACAAAUUUGAUGUGACUGAUCAGAGAAAGUACUACAUAAAAUUGUUUGCAGAAGGGAAGGAUUAUCUGACAAAAGAAGAUGCGUUUCAGAUGGUGCACGUGUCCUAUGUGCUGACAGUGUCAGUGUCAAAAAUUUCUUUCAAGCAUGAUGAUCGAGAUGUUGCCCUUUUUGAAGGCAUGGUCACCAGUAUGUUUGGAAUUGAAGAUAGAAUUGGAUUCAGUCAUACAGAGCAGUGGAUGGUGACACACUGCCCCAAUAUCUUCAGUGGAGUACACAGCUGGGUCUAUAUGGUCCUUAGUGGCUCCAAUCUGCCAUCUGAAAUGGAGGCUCGCACAGCACAUGUGCCACAACUGGAAAACUUUAUUUCUGGUCAGCAUUGUUUGUCUUUGGGAAUGGCCUGGGUCCUAUCAGCUGUCCUGCCUAAUUCGUUCACCCACACAACCCCUCAGCCACAGACAUCUGGAGCUCAGAGCAAUCCCAUGCUGACCAACUUUCAGCUCUAUGUCAGCCUGGCACGAUUACCACGUGUUCAGAGCUGGGCUUUGCUGUAUAACAGUGAACGGGAUGGUCUUUCUCGAAACAGGUUUAGCCACCACAUUUUAUCCUACCAUGGCCACAACUUGACAUUUGUUGGUUUUGAAGGCAGAAACCUGUAUUGUCUAGCCUUGGAUUGUGGGUGGAAGGAGAGUUUACAGAAGAUUGGUGGGCCAGAUUGUCGUUUGAUUCAGCUUCUCCCUGUUUACAGAGUAAUUCAAGCUGGGUCUAAGAUGGUAUUAUGGAACAUGUCAUCUCGUAACUUGCCAAAGGGGAUUCAGGUUGGCCAGGAUGGCAAGCCUCUUGUUCUUAAAAUCAACGAUGAAUUUGAAAGCGUCAGUCACUAUGGCGUGCCAUGCGUGUUUCACAGGAUGGAGGUCUGGGGGUGUGGAGGGGAGGAUGUAAAACGUGCACAGGUCAAGCAGAAACAGUGGGAAGCACAAGAAGUGGAGAAACAUAAAUCACAAAAGCUGCGGCUUGAAGGAGACUGGCGAGAAAACCCAGACAAACAGAUAUUGGAAUGGGGAGGUGUACGAACAGGCAGUUCCUAUUCCGAAAAACGAUAGCAAAAUAUGAACCAAAGGACUAUGCUUUUAUCAAGAAACUUUUUAAACCAAUGCAUUUACUGUAUGACAAGAGAGAAGACACCAUGUCUAUAUGCUGAUAAUUAUUGCUAAGGAAGAAAAUUGCAUUGAAACUUUUUUUAAAUUUUUUUAUGUGACGUCUUCACAUGGUGAAUAUGUGAGACGGGAUAUAGUUUGGGUUUUUUUUAAGUUCUGUACUAUCUUUGCAUAUUACUCAGAGAAUUGAAGUAUGUGUGGGUGAUGCUGAAAGAUUUAGUAUGUUUAAUUCAUUUUGUGCAAACGUGUAUGGUAACAAGUCAUGUUAAAAUACAUGCACAUUCCCAGUAUGUCAAUUAUUGAAAUCUUGAAUUAUGCAGAUGGAUGUUGCAGCUUUUGUGUGUGUGUGAUUGAGAGAGUGAAAUCAAGAGAAAGAGCACCUUGGAGGUAUGCUCAUAAGUCUUCCACUGAGAAAACAAAGAGAUGUAUAUGCACAUAUAUUUUGGGGAUGGAGAUUGUCUUGAUACUUGCUUGUGGAAGGGGAAUGAGCUGGUAAGAUAUAUGUCCUUUAAGCCAUCUUUUAAACACAUUUAAUUUGCAGAGUUGGUAUUGCAAUGGUUUAUAUUUUGCCGAGGAGUAGAUGGUGAGUUUCCUGUGUACCCAUGUAUCUGGGUGAAGAGAGGGGAGAAGAAAAACUCGGAAAAUGAGAAACAUUUUUCUUUACAUCCAGCAUCUUUUUCCAUGUCUAAUAUUCAAAGUUGGUCAGCAUUUCGAAUUUGUAAAUCUCAUAUGGCACAUACUAUAUUCAUGCAUAAUUUGUAAAUAACAUUAAAUGAGCAGAUUUCC
Messenger RNA from Pomacea canaliculata, 2339 nucleotides. Its product is annotated as restriction of telomere capping protein 5-like. The record is from RefSeq and is a predicted model, not a curated record. Lineage: Eukaryota; Metazoa; Mollusca; Gastropoda; Architaenioglossa; Ampullariidae. The coding region runs from base 90 to 1499 and encodes 469 amino acids. The transcript has 12 exons.